CUGCUGGCGAGGACCGGCCGAGACGCGACAGCUGCGCACAUCCGCCGAACGGUGCGCGAAUCCCGCCGAGGAGCUGGAGGGAGCCGCGGUCAUGGCCUCGGAUAGCUGCUUGUUUGUGUGGUCUGAUCAGUGUGUCGUUGUGUGUCCUCUCCUCCUGUCAGUCACGCCCGAGGCCAUCGGCUUCCUGUCGGCGGUGUGCGUCUUCAUCGUGGCGCUGGCCCUCCUCUUCCUCUUCAUCAACAAGCUGCUGUGCUUCUCCCGCGUGGGGGGGCUCCCCUGCCUGGAGCAGCGUGGCCAUCGGCGCCGGGCGGCGGGGAUCCGCCAGGGACUGGUGAAGAGUUUCGGGCGGCAGUCGUCUUCCUCGUCCUCCGACAGCGAGGCGGAGAUUCUGAAGCAGUUUGAGAUGUCUGUGUCACGGUCGCAGAGCUUCAGGUCCACGGUCAAGGACACAGAAAAGGCGGCGAGGCCGCCCACCAUCAGCAGAGGUCGCAGGUUCACCCGCCUGUCAGACCAGGAAGAGGGCAGCACCGAGCCAUCUGAGUGUGAAGACAUGGAGGACCAGAAGGGCUCUGGUCAGGAUCCACUAUCUGUCGCCACAGUAGAAGAAACAGAUGAGGCAAAGGUCUCCUCCUCAGGGGCCUCCGCCCCGAUGACCCUCUCCACCAACAAAGUUCAACCAGCUCCAGAUGGCAGCGAGGUUACCGACCAGUCCAAAGUUCCCGAGCAGGAUCAGGAUGGCUCCUCCAGCUGCUCACCUGAGGACCCGCCUCCCUCCGAUCGUGACCUCUCUCCGCCGGUCAGCUCAUCUCCAGCCCCCAUCUCCGUUUGCGGGGAGCUGGUGGUCUCUCUGGUGUACUGGCACGACUCGGAGAAGCUUCAGGUCACGGUGCUGUGGGCGCGCAACGUUCCCACCAAGGCCCGGAGCGGGGUGGACACCUGGCAGGUCCACCUGGUUCUGCUGCCGUCCAAGAAGCAGCGCCACAAGACGUCCGUGCAGAAGGGCUCGCAGCUGCGCUUCAACGAAACCUUUCGCUUCUCGCGCCUGGAGCCGUCGCAGGUUUCCAUGUCUGCCGUGCGGUUCCGGCUCUACGCCCUGGAGGGGCGGAUGUCCCGGGAGCGCAUGAUGGGCGAGAAGAUCCUGCGGCUGGACGGACUGGACCCGAAGGGAGGGAAGGCGGAGAUGACCCUGAUACUGGAGCCGCGCAGUAACCUGAAGAGCAUGGACUCACAGCUGAGUCUCUCCACCGUGUCUCGGAGCGACAGCGCCUCGUCCACACAGUCACUGACUCAUGGGGGCUCACCAGAGCUUCUCCUUGGUCUGACCUACAGCGCCACCACUGGACGACUGUCGGUGGAAAUGAUCAAAGGAAGUCAUUUCAGGAACCUGGCAGUCAACAGACCACCAGACACCUACGCACAGCUGGUGCUGCUGAACCCUUCGGGUCAGGAAAUGUCGCGUUGCAAAACGUCUUUGCGCCGCGGGCAACCGAACCCCGUCUACAAGGAGACCUUCAUCUUCCAGGUGGCGCUGUUCCAGCUGUCAGAUGUGACGCUGCUGGUGUCCGUCUACAGCCGCCGCAGCAUGAAGCGGAAGGAGAUGGUGGGAUGGGUUGCUCUGGGCCAGAACUCCAGCGGUGAGGAGGAGCUGCUCCACUGGCAGGACAUGAAGGAGGCCAAAGGUCAGCAGGUGAGCCGCUGGCACGUGCUGCUGGAGGCGUGAGUGCGGCACCGCCUGCUGGUCAACGGCAUGUUUGGCCAAACGGGACGCAGAAUGUGACUGUCAAUCAUGUGGACAUGCGGGUCGUGUCACGUGACCCCGCGGCAGGACGUCCAAUGGGCGGGGAUCCUUUGAGUUUUUCCACCCCGGACAGGGUGGCAUGGUCGCGAAACUCAGGUCCGAACCAAAGGUGGGACGGUGUCGAGCAUGUGACAGCGGGGUCCAGACACUAGCACCGUCGCUGACUGGCUGUGUAAUCGUUUUUGUUGUGAGGUGGUAAACGUGACACCAUAGCGCACCGCCGCCAGUCAACCGUGAUCACCUUCAUCGACUGCUUUUCCUUUGUGUUUUUGUAUUUUCAUAUUUCUAUCAAGAUGUAUUUAAGUAUUCCUCACUGCGGACGUGUGACAAAUAAACGUGGCACAACUUG
This is a messenger RNA of Synchiropus splendidus (mandarinfish), 2147 nucleotides long. It is a transcript of the gene syt16, whose product is annotated as synaptotagmin XVI. The transcript has 7 exons. The record is from RefSeq and is a predicted model, not a curated record. NCBI's taxonomy places the organism in Eukaryota, Metazoa, Chordata, Actinopteri, Syngnathiformes, Callionymidae. The coding region runs from base 92 to 1720 and encodes 542 amino acids.